Molecule: messenger RNA, 13395 nt
Organism: Lineus longissimus
Lineage: Eukaryota; Metazoa; Nemertea; Pilidiophora; Heteronemertea; Lineidae
Product: mucin-2-like
Exons: 79
Coding region: 1-13395 (4464 amino acids)
Cellular component (GO): extracellular matrix
Molecular function (GO): protein binding
Source: RefSeq, a predicted model, not a curated record
AUGGACAAAAAAUGCUGCCCUGGUUGGGAAGGCAAAGACUGCAAGGAAGCUGUUUGCAAAGAUACAUGCAAAAACGGCGGCCUUUGCCUCAAGCCUGGUCAGUGCUCUUGUCCAGAUAAAUACGUCGGAAGAACUUGUGAGGAUGAAAUUUCAGCCGUCGAUAGCCAGUCGAAGUACUGCUAUCAGCGUGAAGACUGCGAUGGCGAGAGGAAGGAUGGUUAUGAAGGCCUCACCACGAAGGACGAAUGCUGUAGGGGUAAAGCUGGAAGUUGGGGUCUUGCAGAGGGUUCCGAUGCCAGCAGCUGCAAGCCAUGCGGUGCAGCGAAGAUUGGCGAUAAGACAUACAUGACCACAGCGAAGAAUGAGAAUUACAAUUUUGCCACAUGUGUUUCAUAUGGCAUUAACAACUUCCGAACCUUUGAUGGACUCAGGGUUGCCUACAAAGCAAGGUGUAUCUUUACCAUGGUGAAAGAUCGGCAGUCCCAGAUGUACGUUAAGAUCGAGUUCACAACAUGCUGGACGGCCAGUUCUUGUAAAAAGAUCAUCUACGUAAAAACCUAUAGCGGCUUGUUCGUAAUUAGCGGAAUGAAGGUUACCUACAAAGACGAUGUCUCCUUAAAGAAGUUCGAAACAAACUUGGAAAACGAUGAGGUCUUCCCACCCGAAAGUCUUGCUACAGCAGACAAAAUCCGUCGAAAUAAGGCAGGGGACAACUACCUAGACGCCGCAGGAGGCAUAGUGUCUCUCAAAUGGGACAGUAGGGGUCACAAUGUCUUUAUCACAAUGACGAAAGCUGCCGUGGAAAAAACUAAAGUCGAGGGCAUCUGUGGUAACUUCGAUGAGGAUCCAUUAAACGAUUUCGAAACUGCUGGGCAGGGCGCGACCUUGCCCGAGUUCUUCCUCUACUACAAGGAAUCAUCAGUUGUGUGCCCGGAUGGUGGCAGCACCGUGGCCUGCAAAAAUGAAGCAGACAAGAUUGCGGCCACCGAAAGAUGUUCCCCUUUCAAGACAAAAUUCGCUUUUUGUGGAGACAAAUAUGAAAACGUGAAUAGCUGGUUCGACGAUUGUGUCAACGCUCACUGUCAGCUUGCAAACACCCCAGGUACAACUGCUGAAGAUUUGGACGAGGCUGUGUGUGACUUGGCCGCCUGUCUGUCCAGGUUGUGCGCUGAAGUGGGUAUGGUUGGCGAAUGGCGGUCCCAAAAGUUCUGCCCCAAAACAUGCCCUAAUGGCUUGGUGUUCAAGGAAGCUGCAAGCACCUGCGACCUAAUGUUCUGUGGUCAGGUAAAAAUGCCAGCAGAGGAAUGCAAAAAGACACACCCAGAUUGUGUCUGUCCGACAGGAACGUUGAUGUACAAGUCUAAGUGUAUUGAACCCAAGGAAUGUCCUUGUAUAUUCAAAGGCAAAGAAUACGUAAGGGGUGACCGUGUCUAUCAGGGCUGCCGAGAGUGUGAGUGCGCCGAAACUGCAACACGUGGAACAAGAUGGAUAUGUCCAAACACUUUGUGCACGCAGCGCUGUACUGUUUUCGGCAACGCAAUCAUUCCAUUCAUUGGUGAUCUGUACCACAUCGACGUCGGGUCAUGUCCUAUGGAAGUUUUGGCGCCAAGGCCAGAUCAUGUUCAAGACGCAAAAGCAAACAUUGUUAUCACAUCGCAGCGAAAGGAUUGUGAAAGCGGUAAAUGCCUCAUUUCGAUUAAAAUCAUAGUUGGCGACAAUCUGACCAUGUCUGUUACACCAACGGGAGGCAGUGGUGAAGCCUUGCUCAUCGUAGAAAACGGAAAGGUGAUUACCACUCUUCCUCACAAGGACGAUGUCUUCACAAUUCGAAAGCCAACAAAUCUGUACUACGUCAUAGAAGUCUUGCGUACCGUCACUCUCGAAUAUAACGGCGACUUUAGGACCUUCUACGUCAGGGCUAAACCCUAUUUACUUAACAAGAUGAUGGGACUUUGCAGCACGAUUGACGAAAUCGGUAACAUAUAUGCUACUUCAGCCGGAUUUACUGUCAACAAAGAAAAAUUUGUGGAGUCGCAUGCUCAUAUGAACUCCGGAGAAAAUCAGAAGCUUUGUUCUAACCUCAACUGGGUUCCACAAGAGGGUCCAUGCGCAUCAAAUGAUGCUCGCAGGGAGGAGAUCAUGAAAAAAUGCAGUCGUAUUCUGGACCCCAGUGGUCCAUUUGGCAAAUGCUUGAAAGAUCAGGUUGACCUGCAAUCGUACUACACAAUGUGCGUUUCGGAGAUGUGUGGAAAUAAGGAGGAGGAUUCAUUAAAGACCAUGUGCGCCGCCUACAGCAUUGCUGGACGAAAAUGCAGCUCAGAGGGAGUGACCGUUGACUGGAUUCUGCAGGAGUCGGAAUGCCGAUCCAUAUUUAACUGUGUCAACAAGGAAUACGUCGAGUGUUCCGAAAACUGUCACUCAGCUUGUGCUGAUGUUCAAGCCCGAGUCAAAUGUAACCGAUAUGAAUGCGUUCCCGGUUGUCGAUGCCCAAAAGGUCUACUCACGGCAACAGAUUCAGACGGAAAUAGAGGCCGAGUUUGCAUUGAAAGAAGUAAAUGCAAGUGCAAGAACCCAUACCAAGAGAAAGGUGUCCUGCAACCUGGGGAUGUAAUCUCAUUGACUUGUCUUAAAUGUGUGUGUGAAAAUGCUCUGUUGACGUGCACUAAGAAAGAUGAUAAAAAAUGCACGGAGAACGUCACAUGCCCAACGGGCAAAGUUCAUUUUAAGAAUCCACAACAAAUCCCCACGCAGAUGAAGUGUGGACAAGAUUUCGCUAUGUCCACGGAGACAGCCAACAGACCACUAUGCGUAUGCCCCCAGGGAAAGUACCGUGCCUAUACGUCAGAUGGGAAUAAAUUUUCCUGUGUGGAAGUGAAUAAAUGUCCUUGCUAUAAACCAUUCAUGAUGCCACCUAACUCAGAGUUCAAUAUGGGUGGUUGCGCGGAGUUGAAAUGCAUAAAUGGAGUCGUUCAAAAGAUCAGAGACAUCGACUGUUACAAAACUUGCCAUGCCAUCGGAGACCCGCAUUACAGAUCAUUUGACGGGAAGGCAUUUUCUAUCCAAGGAACAUGCAAAUAUCUCCUCUUGGAUUUAAAACUUCAUAAUGUCAAGAUAUAUGCCAAAAAUGAACAAUGUGGAACCACUGGAGUGACAUGUACCAAGAGUGUCGAAAUGCUCGUGGAUGGUCUCAAAAUCGUACUUAGCAGAGACAGGCCUAUUACUGCCGGCUCGUUAACUAUCAAUAAUUCAGACAAACAGUUCCUCGAUGGGGAUUUGCUUUACAAGAAAGUUGGUCAGCAAAAAAUUGUGAUUGAAUCACAUAGUAAAGGAUUCAAGGCAGAAUGGGACGGACUUACCACUCUUCGCAUCGGCGUAAUGAAGAAGCACAGAUUCAAAAUUAAUGGAGGAUUAUGUGGCGACUAUGAUGGCAACCCCGACAAUGAUUUCACCACCAGUACCAAUGGCCUGACGGAAAGUGCUGACACAUUUGCGUCUAGUUGGGCUUCCGAGGAAUGCAAGCAAGACGUGAAGCCCCCUGGGGAUGAUGUCCAACCGUGUCAUGGAGUCGAGUACAGGGAAGCCUGGGCAAAGCAGAUGUGUGGUAUCAUCAAAGAUACAAAAGGUGUAUUUAAGGAUUGUCUGGAAGUCAACCCAAUGGCUGAAUUAUUCUACAAGUGGUGUCAAUAUGACGCCUGUCGAUGUGACCGUGGAGGCGACUGCGAGUGUUUGUGCACAGUCUUGGCUGCGUUUGCUGAGACCUGCUCUAAUCUUCGGAUGCCUGCGAAGUGGAGAUCACAAAAGCUUUGCCCAAUCAUGUGUGAAGGUGGCGCUAUUUACAGACCUUAUGGACCCUAUUGCCAGGAGACUUGUAUGGAUUUGAGUCUUGGACGCAACAUCACCGACGAAUGCAAGAACACCCCAAAUGGCUUAGAAGGUUGCUUCUGUCCAGAAGGAACCGUUCUGGAAGCUACAAGUGUGCCGACGACAACGAUAACGCCUUGCUUAUCCGUGUCUGCCAUGACAAACAAGACUCUGAUUCCAAUUGAAAACAUCAAUAUCAAAUCGGAUGGAAAAAAUGAAACCGACGAUAAGAAAAAGGAGGCCAUUCGGCCAGGGCAGAACAAAGAACCAUUCAAGGGCAAGGGUCCGAUUGAAGUUACCGUCGUUUUGAGUGAGACGACCGCGAAAGAACUUGACCUGAUUGUGCUGCUGAAAACAGUCAACGUAAAAUCCUUCUCAGUGCAGACAAGAAAAUUUCCGACCGACUCAUUAAAGGACAUCGAUAAAGGUUCAAUAACCCGGCAAAGCCAGCCAGGUACUGAUAAUAAGUUCAGUAAUGAUACUAGAAUCAAGUUCAAACCAGGAUCAGUUGCGGUAGUGGUACAGAUUGUUGUGUAUCCUAUUGAUGAGUCUGACAAUAUCGAACUACAAGUGAAAAUCAAGGUGUGCUUAGAACUGGGAUCAACUACCACAGGCACAACUACUCCUCCAGUCACAACUACACCGGAAAUUUGCCUGGAGAACGCGAAAACAAUUGACUAUUUAAAAAGCGACGAUGUUUUGGUCACUGCCAGCUCUUCCGCACCCCUCAACUUCGCAAAAAAUGCCCUUGAGGGUGGAGGAUUGUUCACGUGGAUCGAUGAUGACUGGAGCCAGCGUGAAGUAUAUUGGUUGCUCAAACUCAACAAUAUUCCUGGAAGCAAUCCCAUUAUUGACGAAGUCACGGCAACAAUUGGUCCUGUCGGCCCAGGACUUACAGUCAAGUUUGCGACAAGUCCUGAUGGCAUCAACUGGAGUGACAGAGCAACUUUUGAUAAUUUCAUGAUUACGGAAGGAAAGACAAUUCGAAGCCGUUUGCCAGGAACAAAUGGCGACAGUUUCUUACGGAUUGCUGUUUCUGGCGAAAUUGAGAAACCUAAAAUUGGUGGAAUCAGUGUCCAUGCUUGCUAUGAAAGUGAAGCCACCACUACAACUACAACCGCCGCUACAACAUCAGUUUCUACAACAACCAAGUGCACGGAGUAUCAGUGCAAUACCGGAGAGUGUAUUAAGAACACUUCCGUCUGCAAUGGCGAAUUUGACUGCCCAGGUCGUGAAGACGAAUACGAUUGCACUUCUGUGACGACUACAAGUGUGCCGACGACAACGAUAACGCCUUGCUUAUCCGUGUCUGCCAUGACAAACAAGACUCUGAUUCCAAUUGAAAACAUCAAUAUCAAAUCGGAUGGAAAAAAUGAAACCGACGAUAAGAAAAAGGAGGCCAUUCGGCCAGGGCAGAACAAAGAACCAUUCAAGGGCAAGGGUCCGAUUGAAGUUACCGUCGUUUUGAGUGAGACGACCGCGAAAGAACUUGACCUGAUUGUGCUGCUGAAAACAGUCAACGUAAAAUCCUUCUCAGUGCAGACAAGAAAAUUUCCGACCGACUCAUUAAAGGACAUCGAUAAAGGUUCAAUAACCCGGCAAAGCCAGCCAGGUACUGAUAAUAAGUUCAGUAAUGAUACUAGAAUCAAGUUCAAACCAGGAUCAGUUGCGGUAGUGGUACAGAUUGUUGUGUAUCCUAUUGAUGAGUCUGACAAUAUCGAACUACAAGUGAAAAUCAAGGUGUGCUUAGAACUGGGAUCAACUACCACAGCCACCACUACAACUACAACCGCCGCUACAACAUCAGUUUCUACAACAACCAAGUGCACGGAGUAUCAGUGCAAUACCGGAGAGUGUAUUAAGAACACUUCCGUCUGCAAUGGCGAAUUUGACUGCCCAGGUCGUGAAGACGAAUACGAUUGCACUUCUGUGACGACUACAAGUGUGCCGACGACAACGAUAACGCCUUGCUUAUCCGUGUCUGCCAUGACAAACAAGACUCUGAUUCCAAUUGAAAACAUCAAUAUCAAAUCGGAUGGAAAAAAUGAAACCGACGAUAAGAAAAAGGAGGCCAUUCGGCCAGGGCAGAACAAAGAACCAUUCAAGGGCAAGGGUCCGAUUGAAGUUACCGUCGUUUUGAGUGAGACGACCGCGAAAGAACUUGACCUGAUUGUGCUGCUGAAAACAGUCAACGUAAAAUCCUUCUCAGUGCAGACAAGAAAAUUUCCGACCGACUCAUUAAAGGACAUCGAUAAAGGUUCAAUAACCCGGCAAAGCCAGCCAGGUACUGAUAAUAAGUUCAGUAAUGAUACUAGAAUCAAGUUCAAACCAGGAUCAGUUGCGGUAGUGGUACAGAUUGUUGUGUAUCCUAUUGAUGAGUCUGACAAUAUCGAACUACAAGUGAAAAUCAAGGUGUGCUUAGAACUGGGAUCAACUACCACAGCCACCACUACAACUACAACCGCCGCUACAACAUCAGUUUCUACAACAACCAAGUGCACGGAGUAUCAGUGCAAUACCGGGGAGUGUAUUAAGAACACUUCCGUCUGCAAUGGCGAAUUUGACUGCCCAGGUCGUGAAGACGAAUACGAUUGCACUUCUGUGACGACUACAAGUGUGCCGACGACAACGAUAACGCCUUGCUUAUCCGUGUCUGCCAUGACAAACAAGACUCUGAUUCCAAUUGAAAACAUCAAUAUCAAAUCGGAUGGAAAAAAUGAAACCGACGAUAAGAAAAAGGAGGCCAUUCGGCCAGGGCAGAACAAAGAACCAUUCAAGGGCAAGGGUCCGAUUGAAGUUACCGUCGUUUUGAGUGAGACGACCGCGAAAGAACUUGACCUGAUUGUGCUGCUGAAAACAGUCAACGUAAAAUCCUUCUCAGUGCAGACAAGAAAAUUUCCGACCGACUCAUUAAAGGACAUCGAUAAAGGUUCAAUAACCCGGCAAAGCCAGCCAGGUACUGAUAAUAAGUUCAGUAAUGAUACUAGAAUCAAGUUCAAACCAGGAUCAGUUGCGGUAGUGGUACAGAUUGUUGUGUAUCCUAUUGAUGAGUCUGACAAUAUCGAACUACAAGUGAAAAUCAAGGUGUGCUUAGAACUGGGAUCAACUACCACAGGCACAACUACUCCUCCAGUCACAACUACACCGGAAAUUUGCCUGGAGAACGCGAAAACAAUUGACUAUUUAAAAAGCGACGAUGUUUUGGUCACUGCCAGCUCUUCCGCACCCCUCAACUUCGCAAAAAAUGCCCUUGAGGGUGGAGGAUUGUUCACGUGGAUCGAUGAUGACUGGAGCCAGCGUGAAGUAUAUUGGUUGCUCAAACUCAACAAUAUUCCUGGAAGCAAUCCCAUUAUUGACGAAGUCACGGCAACAAUUGGUCCUGUCGGCCCAGGACUUACAGUCAAGUUUGCGACAAGUCCUGAUGGCAUCAACUGGAGUGACAGAGCAACUUUUGAUAAUUUCAUGAUUACGGAAGGAAAGACAAUUCGAAGCCGUUUGCCAGGAACAAAUGGCGACAGUUUCUUACGGAUUGCUGUUUCUGGCGAAAUUGAGAAACCUAAAAUUGGUGGAAUCAGUGUCCAUGCUUGCUAUGAAAGUGAAGCCACCACUACAACUACAACCGCCGCUACAACAUCAGUUUCUACAACAACCAAGUGCACGGAGUAUCAGUGCAAUACCGGAGAGUGUAUUAAGAACACUUCCGUCUGCAAUGGCGAAUUUGACUGCCCAGGUCGUGAAGACGAAUACGAUUGCACUUCUGUGACGACUACAAGUGUGCCGACGACAACGAUAACGCCUUGCUUAUCCGUGUCUGCCAUGACAAACAAGACUCUGAUUCCAAUUGAAAACAUCAAUAUCAAAUCGGAUGGAAAAAAUGAAACCGACGAUAAGAAAAAGGAGGCCAUUCGGCCAGGGCAGAACAAAGAACCAUUCAAGGGCAAGGGUCCGAUUGAAGUUACCGUCGUUUUGAGUGAGACGACCGCGAAAGAACUUGACCUGAUUGUGCUGCUGAAAACAGUCAACGUAAAAUCCUUCUCAGUGCAGACAAGAAAAUUUCCGACCGACUCAUUAAAGGACAUCGAUGAAGGUUCAAUAACCCGGCAAAGCCAGCCAGGUACUGAUAAUAGGUUCAGUAAUGAUACUAGAAUCAAGUUCAAACCAGGAUCAGUUGCGGUAGUGGUACAGAUUGUUGUGUAUCCUAUUGAUGAGUCUGACAAUAUCGAACUACAAGUGAAAAUCAAGGUGUGCUUAGAACUGGGAUCAACUACCACAGCCACCACUACAACUACAACCGCCGCUACAACAUCAGUUUCUACAACAACCAAGUGCACGGAGUAUCAGUGCAAUACCGGAGAGUGUAUUAAGAACACUUCCGUCUGCAAUGGCGAAUUUGACUGCCCAGGUCGUGAAGACGAAUACGAUUGCACUUCUGUGACGACUACAAGUGUGCCGACGACAACGAUAACGCCUUGCUUAUCCGUGUCUGCCAUGACAAACAAGACUCUGAUUCCAAUUGAAAACAUCAAUAUCAAAUCGGAUGGAAAAAAUGAAACCGACGAUAAGAAAAAGGAGGCCAUUCGGCCAGGGCAGAACAAAGAACCAUUCAAGGGCAAGGGUCCGAUUGAAGUUACCGUCGUUUUGAGUGAGACGACCGCGAAAGAACUUGACCUGAUUGUGCUGCUGAAAACAGUCAACGUAAAAUCCUUCUCAGUGCAGACAAGAAAAUUUCCGACCGACUCAUUAAAGGACAUCGAUAAAGGUUCAAUAACCCGGCAAAGCCAGCCAGGUACUGAUAAUAAGUUCAGUAAUGAUACUAGAAUCAAGUUCAAACCAGGAUCAGUUGCGGUAGUGGUACAGAUUGUUGUGUAUCCUAUUGAUGAGUCUGACAAUAUCGAACUACAAGUGAAAAUCAAGGUGUGCUUAGAACUGGGAUCAACUACCACAGGCACAACUACUCCUCCAGUCACAACUACACCGGAAAUUUGCCUGGAGAACGCGAAAACAAUUGACUAUUUAAAAAGCGACGAUGUUUUGGUCACUGCCAGCUCUUCCGCACCCCUCAACUUCGCAAAAAAUGCCCUUGAGGGUGGAGGAUUGUUCACGUGGAUCGAUGAUGACUGGAGCCAGCGUGAAGUAUAUUGGUUGCUCAAACUCAACAAUAUUCCUGGAAGCAAUCCCAUUAUUGACGAAGUCACGGCAACAAUUGGUCCUGUCGGCCCAGGACUUACAGUCAAGUUUGCGACAAGUCCUGAUGGCAUCAACUGGAGUGACAGAGCAACUUUUGAUAAUUUCAUGAUUACGGAAGGAAAGACAAUUCGAAGCCGUUUGCCAGGAACAAAUGGCGACAGUUUCUUACGGAUUGCUGUUUCUGGCGAAAUUGAGAAACCUAAAAUUGGUGGAAUCAGUGUCCAUGCUUGCUAUGAAAGUGAAGCCACCACUACAACUACAACCGCCGCUACAACAUCAGUUUCUACAACAACCAAGUGCACGGAGUAUCAGUGCAAUACCGGAGAGUGUAUUAAGAACACUUCCGUCUGCAAUGGCGAAUUUGACUGCCCAGGUCGUGAAGACGAAUACGAUUGCACUUCUGUGACGACUACAAGUGUGCCGACGACAACGAUAACGCCUUGCUUAUCCGUGUCUGCCAUGACAAACAAGACUCUGAUUCCAAUUGAAAACAUCAAUAUCAAAUCGGAUGGAAAAAAUGAAACCGACGAUAAGAAAAAGGAGGCCAUUCGGCCAGGGCAGAACAAAGAACCAUUCAAGGGCAAGGGUCCGAUUGAAGUUACCGUCGUUUUGAGUGAGACGACCGCGAAAGAACUUGACCUGAUUGUGCUGCUGAAAACAGUCAACGUAAAAUCCUUCUCAGUGCAGACAAGAAAAUUUCCGACCGACUCAUUAAAGGACAUCGAUAAAGGUUCAAUAACCCGGCAAAGCCAGCCAGGUACUGAUAAUAGGUUCAGUAAUGAUACUAGAAUCAAGUUCAAACCAGGAUCAGUUGCGGUAGUGGUACAGAUUGUUGUGUAUCCUAUUGAUGAGUCUGACAAUAUCGAACUACAAGUGAAAAUCAAGGUGUGCUUAGAACUGGGAUCAACUACCACAGCCACCACUACAACUACAACCGCCGCUACAACAUCAGUUUCUACAACAACCAAGUGCACGGAGUAUCAGUGCAAUACCGGAGAGUGUAUUAAGAACACUUCCGUCUGCAAUGGCGAAUUUGACUGCCCAGGUCGUGAAGACGAAUACGAUUGCACUUCUGUGACGACUACAAGUGUGCCGACGACAACGAUAACGCCUUGCUUAUCCGUGUCUGCCAUGACAAACAAGACUCUGAUUCCAAUUGAAAACAUCAAUAUCAAAUCGGAUGGAAAAAAUGAAACCGACGAUAAGAAAAAGGAGGCCAUUCGGCCAGGGCAGAACAAAGAACCAUUCAAGGGCAAGGGUCCGAUUGAAGUUACCGUCGUUUUGAGUGAGACGACCGCGAAAGAACUUGACCUGAUUGUGCUGCUGAAAACAGUCAACGUAAAAUCCUUCUCAGUGCAGACAAGAAAAUUUCCGACCGACUCAUUAAAGGACAUCGAUAAAGGUUCAAUAACCCGGCAAAGCCAGCCAGGUACUGAUAAUAGGUUCAGUAAUGAUACUAGAAUCAAGUUCAAACCAGGAUCAGUUGCGGUAGUGGUACAGAUUGUUGUGUAUCCUAUUGAUGAGUCUGACAAUAUCGAACUACAAGUGAAAAUCAAGGUGUGCUUAGAACUGGGAUCAACUACCACAGGCACAACUACUCCUCCAGUCACAACUACACCGGAAAAUCCUUGCUUGGAGGUAGAUGGCAUGACUACGCCGUUGAUAAUUCCUGACGGAUCAAUAACGAUAACUGGUGCCAAAAAUGAAGUGAAAUAUUUGAGACCAAAUCCGCCAUCUAGCAACCCAGUAAAGGGGCUCGAAUCAAGCGAUGGCGCCAAAACCAUCACUAUUACCAUUGCAUUUACCCCAAAAAUUGUUCAGUUGGGAUCCUUAUCCUUCGCUAACAUUGAAAAUAUCGAUAGUUUCAAGCUGACAACGGAUAGACCAGGUGAACCUAACAAACCAGUCGGCAAGGAUGAUGUUAUAGGGCCAGACAAGCCUGACAACACCAACACUUUUGAGUCCACCGCGACUGCUGUUUUCAACGCAGGGACACUUGUUACUAGGAUAACUAUCACGGUAUUCCCAGCUGAUGAAAGCAAGCCAUUCUCACUGAAGUCGAAACUGUUUGCCUGCUUCGAGGAAGUGACAACUUCAGUUUCAACGACUACUGUGACAACCUCAACGCCAGUACCUUGCAAGGAGGUAGAGGGAAUGUCGUCAGGUGACAUAAAUGCAAAGAGUGACAUCACGACUGACAACCAAGAUUCAAAGCCAGAGGACCUAACACCUGGCAGUGCAAAUAGAUUUGAGUCAGAUCAAAAAGAAACUGAGCUGAUAAUUACAUUGGUCGAACCAGGGGAACUGCCAGUUGAGGUCAAGAAGAUCGUGCUAUUAAAUCAGACAGGUAUCAAUGGCUUCAGUAUCGAGUAUAAAAAUAACACUGAUGGGAGUGUUAAACCCUUGGAUAAGAAAACGAACCAAAUUCCAUCUGGCGAGAAAUUCGAUGAGGAGGAGGAAUUGGAAUUAAAAGAACCGCUAUUUACAAGGGUCAUCAAAAUUAUCGUUUAUCAAGAAGAACCGGACGUAGCAGUGAAGUUCUAUUUGGAAGUGUUUGCCUGCUUCCCCGUAAAGAACACAACAACUGCACCGCCUACAACGACAACUAGUCCCACAGCAACGCCAGUACCUUGCAAGGAGGUAGAGGGAAUGUCGUCAGGUGACAUAAAUGCAAAGAGUGACAUCACGACUGACAACCAAGAUUCAAAGCCAGAGGACCUAACACCUGGCAGUGCAAAUAGAUUUGAGUCAGAUCAAAAAGAAACUGAGCUGAUAAUUACAUUGGUCGAACCAGGGGAACUGCCAGUUGAGGUCAAGAAGAUCGUGCUAUUAAAUCAGACAGGUAUCAAUGGCUUCAGUAUCGAGUAUAAAAAUAACACUGAUGGGAGUGUUAAACCCUUGGAUAAGAAAACGAACCAAAUUCCAUCUGGCGAGAAAUUCGAUGAGGAGGAGGAAUUGGAAUUAAAAGAACCGCUAUUUACAAGGGUCAUCAAAAUUAUCGUUUAUCAAGAAGAACCGGACGUAGCAGUGAAGUUCUAUUUGGAAGUGUUUGCCUGCUUCCCCGUAAAGAACACGCCCUGUGACAUAACGGAAGGAAUGAACAACCCGGCUAAAAUACCCACGGAGAGCAUCAAAGUCACAGGUAUCACAAACAAAUCUGAGAUAGAGAAAUUGAGGAAGGGCUCGGGUGAUAGCAUGGUUACCAAGCAAUCUGUUGUUACCAUUGACAUUGAUCUCGGCCUAUUUCCAACUGAAGUUCACAGCUUACACUUGCUAGAAAGAGCCAAUGUUGGAACACUAAACCUGCAAUACCAGGCAGAGAAAAAUGGUCCAUAUCAAACGGUCGACAAGUCGGAUGACAUCUUGGGUGAACCAUUUGGGAAAUUCUGUGUCGAGUUCUCCCCGAGAUUAACUGGUGCAUAUAUCAAAUUGUCAAUCUCAGGCGACGGCGAUGAUGUUCCUCAUAUCGCAGACGCGAAAAUAAUGGCAUGUUUUGAAGGACAAAACGUCACUGCACCAACUACUCCAACCAAACCAACGACUAUCACCACUAAAUGCGCGAGCGGAACAGUGUAUUGUGGGAAUAAUGUAUAUGAGUGUGGUAAACAAUGUGACAACAUCACUGACUGUGACAACAGCUUGGAUGAAUUAAACUGCACAUGCAUAGAACCAGACAUUCCAGCCAUCAACUGCUCGAUAUGGUUUUUAAAAAAGUCAUGCUUCGAACCUGGGGAGAUCUGUGAUGGAGAAUGUGAAUGUGAUGAGGAAACUUGGCCAAACUGUCAAGAUGAAGUCGACUGUGCUACAACUACAACAGGCGCACCUCCAGCUACAACGACAACAGGCGCACCUCCAGCUACAACGACAACAGCACCACUAUCACAAUGUACUGAGGUAAAUGGAAUGAGUGACCCAGCGAUAAUUCCGAAAGAUGCCAUUACUGCAACAGGUGUUGAUAGUGUCGAUCUCCAACAACUGAGACCAGGAGGUCCGCCAUUUACUGAAACACAGGACACUUUGACUGUGUCUAUUGUCGUAAAUAAGGAAAGUGAUGUGGAGGUGGGGAAGAUCGUGAUAGUGACCACAAACGUGAGGAGCGUUACAACGACGAUCCCAGCAGAUAAGUUUGUGGCGAAUACAAACACAUUUACACCAGACCAGACGGGCAGUACUGUCAUGCUUCUCGUUGCGGAUGUAAUGUUAAAGAAUGUAAAACUCACGUUUACAAAGAGCAGUGGCCAGCAAGCGAUGACCAUUAAAUUAUCAGUGUUCGCCUGCUACGAAAUAGUUUACGAACCGAAAAUAUUCAGAUUACGACCAAGACACCAGCGUUACUCUGUCAUCUAA